This is a messenger RNA of Peromyscus californicus insignis, 2051 nucleotides long. RefSeq names its product SCP2 sterol binding domain containing 1 (gene Scp2d1). Gene Ontology annotation, cellular component: cytosol. Lineage: Eukaryota; Metazoa; Chordata; Mammalia; Rodentia; Cricetidae. The transcript has a single exon. The coding region runs from base 1049 to 1519 and encodes 156 amino acids. The record is from RefSeq and is a predicted model, not a curated record.
CCCCCCCGCUGCCCCCCAACUAAGGUAAAAUGUCCUUUCUGAGACAACCUGUCUCACAGGCCAAGUGCCUGCCCACUAGGCCUGCCCACUAGAUGAACAAGCUUUGUUUCUUGUGCAAAUCAACCCCCCCCCCAACUUCUUAGAUCAAAGGGAUUUUCCUCUCAGCAGGCGCUUCAAGCUGUGAUGCAGAGUGACUCACUGUCAGUACUCAUUCCCCACCCUGUCAGGAAACUGGUGGCAGAGGGGAAAAAGUGACCACUUUAACUUUUAGUGACCUACAGACUGUCCCUACCCUAUCACCCGUAAGUCUAUAGCGGAACACAUUUACGUUAGACUUGUCAUGCCUUCACCCAACCACAGUGAGGAUCUAUUUCUAGCACAUGCGUUCCUUUUCUGAUUUAUUCCAACUGCUAACUGACUCCACUCUUAUCUCUGCCCUUUGGGGUUGCAAAUAAAAUGGCCAGGAAGCCUCUGGUGGGGACCAUACAAUCUCGCGUCGUACACAAAACAUGAGGUGUUGCUGCUUGGGAGAGGAUAGAGACCAGUUCUGAGAGAAGGAGGUGGAAACCAAGGGAACCAAGGGAAUGAAAUGAGAGAGCUGAACGGAUGACUGAAUGAUGAUGACUGACGAAUAAACGAAUUGUAUGAAGGAGCUCCGUGCAACUGGAUUCAUUCCCGCGCCGAUGGUAGUGUCUCUCCUGGAAUUGUGUAAUAUUAAGGCUGGACCCUUAAAUAUUAUACCAAGUCCCACCUGAAGAGUUCAGACCUUUGGCCUAGUGGCCUCAGAAGUUCUAGUUGAUCGGGUGUGGUGGUGGUGGUACUGUGUGUGUGUGUGAGGGUAUGAGAUAUUUCUGCCUCACAAUUACUUGUCUGAGCCCCCACCCUAUGUCAUAUUUUAGGAUUUGUUUGGCCAAUAAGAUUGCAGCACACACUCUAGCUUCAGUCCCUGCUUGAGCCUUGCCUUUGAUGUCACAAUCUGACCUACAAACAUUAAUCUGGCCACAGCCACUCAUAGACCAGACGGCAAGGUCAAGAGGACCGUAGUAAGAUGUGGAAGAGAACUGAUCCUCAAGCCAAGAUCAAAGCUGGGGAUAGGCCUCAGACUUGCCAUUCUCUGGCUCUAGGAUCGGCCACAGAGACGGCACUGCCACACCCUCUAGAACUGUCAGACUUCCAGGGCUUCUCCAUGUUUGAGGACAUUAGCCAUCACAUCAAAGAAGUAGGAGCCCAACUGGUAAAGAAAGUGAAUGCCAUCUUUCAGCUGGACAUCACCAAAGACGGGAAGACUGUUCUGCAGUGGACCAUUGACCUCAAGAAUGGUUCUGGGGACACAUACCUGGGAUCUGCCCGGCUUCCAGCAGACACUGUCUUCAUCAUCCCUGACUCUGUCUUCAUGGAGUUAGCUGUGGGUAAGAUGAACCCACAGAAGGCUUUCCUGGCUGGCAAGUUCAAAGUGAGAGGCAAAGUUUUCCUUAGCCAGAAGCUAGAGAGGAUCUUCAGAGACUGGGGCAAAUUUUAAGCAUGCAGAAUACCCAGGCAAGAUAAAGACUUCUGGCAUCUUAUAAUGUUGAGUGGCAAUCAUGUUUAAACUGAAGAUUAAAGGAAACAAUAGCCAAUAUUUUUACUCAAAUUCUUCCUAUUCAAGUUCGAUUGAUUUCCUGCUGAUGUGUGUACAUUUGCUGGGUUCUGGGACAGUAAAAAGUGUUGGAGUGCAACACCUAAAACCUUUGUCCUUUCGUUUUCUUAGCUGUGUUUAUUCUUUGCUUGAGGUGGAAGCUGCAGAGCUGGUGAGGUAGGGUUGGUUGGUGUGUGUCUCUCACUAUUUCCCUGAUCUCUAAGGCUUUCACCCCUGUAUUUGGCUCUGUGUUUUUUAUUUAAUAAGACUGCCUAGAAAUUCUGCUGCAUUUGAUAUGUCAAGGUGAGGGCCAUGUGGAGCUGAAUGGAUGGUUUUGUUUGGAUUUUAAUGCUGAUCAUUAUUAUAUAUAUUAUACAUAUAUUAAAAAUAUAGAGCUUUUUUAGUAGUUUGGAACUUUGGGAGAAAGAAGUGAGCA